Messenger RNA from Guillardia theta CCMP2712, 1035 nucleotides. RefSeq lists its product as hypothetical. The record is from RefSeq and is a predicted model, not a curated record. The annotation marks the transcript as partial. Lineage: Eukaryota; Cryptophyceae; Pyrenomonadales; Geminigeraceae. The transcript has 4 exons.
ACCUUCUGUGCUAUUGGUACUUAUUCCGAUGUAAUCAACACGACGACCUGCAAGACCUGCUUCCCUGGCUCUACCACUGCCAGCACAACGGCUACGGCUUCCAGUCUCUGCAUUGCCGACCUUGGCUACUACGGCAGCAGCGGCGUUUUCACGCAGUGUGCGAUUGGCACUUACAGCGACCAGAUCGGGCUUACUGUUUGCAAGUCAUGCGCUGCUGGUCAGACUACCGGACAGAUCGGCUCGAAUAACUACCGUCAAUGCGGCUUCCAGUGCGUCCCUGGCACUUACAGCUCUAACGGUGUGAUGACAAGCCUGGAAGACUGCGGUGCUAUGACUGGCAAUUCGCUCUGCACGGGCGGGCAGUCGAGCUAUUACAGUUCUCGUGCUUUUCCUUGGAGCUACGCAGGCUGUCAGAACUGUCCACUGGGCUAUUUCCAAGCACAAUCAGGCAGAACGAACUGUAGCGCCUGUGCGAUCGGCUCUUACGCUGACGCGCCUGGAUCUUCAUCUUGCACGGCCUGUCCAACGUUUGCUACCAACGAUAUUCUGUCCAGCGUUACCAUCGAAGAUUGCUUCUGCACGAAGAACUUCGUUUGGUUGAACCAUCAGUGCGUUUGUCCGAAAGGAAUGCAUCUUUCAAGUUAUCAGAACUGCACGGAUUGUCCUGCUGGCACGUACAAAGACAGCUUCAGUCUUUCCGAAUGCCAAGUGUGCCCUGCCGAUACCUAUUCCAGUGCUGGCGCUUCGUUCUGUUCCGACUUCCAGCGCUGUCCGAUUGCAACCUACAAAGAUACAUAUGCCAACACGCCCUGCCUUGCCUGCCCGCUUGGCACGUAUUCCAACAUCGAACAGAGCACUUUCUGUAGGGAUUGUCCAGUUGGUUACUACACAGUUUCAACGGGCUCUUCGAGCGGUGCUACAUUUUGUACGGUCUGCGCAGGUGGAAGCUACAAGAAUGUCAAAAGCUUAGCAAACUGCUCUAUUUGCGGAGCUGGAAAGUAUUCCGACAGUGGAGCUUCAGUCUGUAUCAAUUGC